GGUUCUUCGUGCUGGAUGGACUGCUCAAGAAUUAUUAGUAACAUUCGGUACGAUUAUUGGUGAAGUUGCUUUAAUACCUGGUGUCGAUGCUGUCUUCAUAGUUCAGGUUGAUGGUGAAAUUAUUUGGGAUCGUAAGAAAGAAGGUCGAUUUCCGGAAUUGAAAGAAUUGAAACAACUUGUUAGAAAUAGAAUCGCUCCUGAUAUGAAUCUUGGUCAUUCGGAUAAUAAGAAAAAAGAAACUACUAAUACUAAUAAGUCAUCCAAAGAUGCUGAGAUUUGUGGAAAAGAUG
Messenger RNA from Scutellospora calospora, 290 nucleotides. The record is from the annotation of a GenBank genome assembly. Lineage: Eukaryota; Fungi; Glomeromycota; Glomeromycetes; Diversisporales; Gigasporaceae.